CCUCUUUCAUGUUCCAUGACUCAACAUGAAUAACCGACGUCCAUUCGCCCGAACGGCCACUGACAUAUCCUUGCGACCUCCACGGACACAAGGAGUUGGGCUUUCAGAACAGGCCACCCCUAGUCUUGAGGAUGAAGCUCUAAGUGGCAAAGAAAUAACAGAAGGUCGUGCAUUUUUGGGACCUGUGCAUGUAGUUCCGUAUCUGACACCACACAAAGUAUCGAUCCUCAUUCUUAUUGAGUACUACUGUCAAAAGUGCUCCCUAGCAUCCGUACAGGAAUUAUUACUGUUUCUCCUAAAGUGUAUCCAGGAUUCUUCCGAGUACCUACACAGCGACAUUAACAAGUUUGGGGCCCAAUUGGCAUCAGAAACUAGCCCUGAUAUAUGGUACCAUCUACGUGUUACACUUAAAAGAAUUAAAAGCCCAAGUCACCUACAUGAUUUUUUCAUGUCGAAAUUGGAGCCAGAUUCUAUGGAUCCCAAUCAUACUACACUACGCAAAAUUGGACUUCAGGAUUUAAUUAUACAGCGUGGAGAUAUCAUGGAUGACAAUGUUAUGAUUGGGUUGGAUCCCGAGAGUAUAUUGGGUCUUUAUGUUAGAAAGGCACGAGUCGAGUUCAGGAAGUUGUCAUUUGAGAGUACGGGUAAACUUUACUGUGCAUUUGAGAAUUAUAUUUCAAUCCUUAACCUGGACGACAAGAGCUCUCAGUCGAGGCCCCAGUCUUUAGCUGGGUCUGAAGAUUCCACUGUCUUAUCAGCAUUUGACAUGGAGAAAUACCUGGACUUUCACAUCCAACAGCUAUCAGAUAUGGGUCAAAGUGAUAUACCCGCGGACUUGCUUACUCAUGUUCACUGUAUUCAAUCACGGAUGCCAACAUUAGCAAAGACACACUAUCUUACUUGUCUACAUGCACAGCAAACUGGCGAUUUUGAAGUGGCAAUUCAGAGUUUGCAUCGGUUCUUUGACUACUGCAUGGCAACAGAAGAUCGUGUGCUCUAUCAGUAUGCUCUUUUGAACCUUGCUAUGCUUCAUGUCCGCUUCUCGCAUUACGAGCAAGCCCUAGUGGCACUCCGAGAGACUAUAGAGGUUGCCCGCGACCACAUGGACCAAGAAUGCUUGAGCUAUGCACUAAACUGGUUGUAUCGACUUACAAGGAUAAUGCCUGGCAGUAGUCUGGAAUCGAGUGAGGCGCAACUCUUAGUUAACCUUGACGAACCAACAGAUGGACGCGCACUCCACUACUUGCAUGCUCUGAAUGAAUUGACAAUUGCUAAACAGAUGCAAGGCGAAUCUAUCGUCGAGUCGCUCGAGGCAUUAACGAAAACAUCAUCUAUCAGUUUGCGACACUCACUGGAAGGCAUUAUCGGCGCUAUUCAACUGUUUCAAUCUAGGAUGUGGGGCGCCUAUGGGUAUCCGGCCUUGUCUUCCUUGUAUUCCCAGCUUCAAUUACGGUACCACCCUUCGGAAGUUGACAUGAGUGAUGCGGCAGCAGGAUACUCAAAGACAGCGAGCGAUCUUGCACUUAAUGGCCAAUUUAAGGAAGCUCUUUGCGUAAUAGAGCACGCGAAGGACAAGUUUCCUAUCUCGACUUUGAAGGCCACACCUUGGGUACAGACGCUUGUGCAAAUACUUCACAGACGCGCCAUGUCGGCUAAUCGGCUACGAGAUGCAGAGUUAUUGACACAGCAAUUGGGGACUACUCUUGUCAGCGCAUCAACACUAACGUCUUCGUUGGAUGUCAAUAAUUCAAAAGGUGAAGGCGGUAGUGGGAGGAGCGGGGCAUCUUCUCGUGAAAAUCAGCUUGAUGAUACCAGUCGAGAAAUUCAGCUUGAGAUCUUAUUACAGAAGGCACUGCUGAGUGUGCUUGCAGGACAGCGCCUUUCAGGAGUGCUGCAACUAUCAGAAGGAUUGGCCAUUAUACAACAGAAUCAAUGGCCAGGGACACGCAAGUUUACUGUUAUGUAUCUAUUGGCGCUUGCAGAGAUCUACAUGGAAUCAGACAGCACAAUGUCUGCAAUGCCUCUUUUAUUGACAGCCAUGACCUUGAGUGAACGUUGUCUGGAGCGGCCACUACUAUUGUUAGUUAAGCUCCGCCUAUCCGAAGCAUUGCUUUACCUAGAGUCUGUACAGCAGGCUAGCGACCUGAUAGACGGUCUUAUGAGCAUGGCAUUGAGCCAAGGUGACCUGUUUGUUCAGGCGAUGGCAUACUUUCAAAAAGCAAAAUGUCUUCUUGCAGCUGCCAACAAAAUUCAGCCAUCGAAGGCCUCGAAGAAAACACGUCAGCGGGAGCUAGAAAGCACUAUAAAUUACUUGAACCAUGCAUUACGAGAUUUCCAAAAGAUUGAGUCGCUCAAGGAAGUUGUGCAGGUUCUCUACUUCCAGGUCCGGGCAUAUCGCCAGCUGGAUCAAACAGAUGAGAUUGGAAAGACAUUGCGGCAAUUUAAAGUGUAUAACCUUCAGUUAUCGUCAGCAAAAAGUAAACACGAGCCUAGCUGGUAUUCGUACUACUUUUCCCGUGACGCGUUUGACGGUAUACUAGGUGUCAGGAACAGAAAUGAGACGUCAGGUACCACGAGGAUAGACAGUAAUUUUUUGGUCUAAAACAAAGAGGCGCUUGAACACCCAAUCUUGCAUAGUAAGGAUACAUAUAUAUAUUUGAUUUUUUCUAGAAGAUGUUUGUUCAUCAAUACAAGAUUUAUGUUGAUCAAUACAAGAGUUAUAUUGAUUGAUAUAAGAGUUAUG
Messenger RNA from Lobosporangium transversale, 2743 nucleotides. RefSeq names its product anaphase-promoting complex subunit 5-domain-containing protein. The transcript has 15 exons. Gene Ontology annotation, cellular component: anaphase-promoting complex. Gene Ontology annotation, molecular function: protein binding. The coding region runs from base 26 to 2602 and encodes 858 amino acids. The record is from RefSeq and is a predicted model, not a curated record. Gene Ontology annotation, biological process: protein K11-linked ubiquitination; anaphase-promoting complex-dependent catabolic process; positive regulation of mitotic metaphase/anaphase transition. Lineage: Eukaryota; Fungi; Mortierellomycota; Mortierellomycetes; Mortierellales; Mortierellaceae.